ACCGGAAGUGCUCAUUUCAAAACCGUGGAAUAACAAGCCGGGCUGCAGCCAUUCGUAGAACGGGUUCAUUUAUGUCUCCUUUAUUAGUCAACAAUUUUUUAUAGAGAUAUUUCUUAAUAAACGCAAUGUUAUUUUAUUUUUUUACCAUUAGACGUAUUUCAAACGGAUUUUUAAAAAUACUAAUGUAACAAUAAAUCAACUGAACUGUUUUGCGAUAAUCGAAGCUGACGAGCUAUCAGAAUAUAUGGAGGUGAAUCCGAAUGAUUUAGAGACAAAAACGCCUCAUAAAGGUCUAUUUUGUCCUCAACCCGGGAAUUUAACCAGGGAAAAUGCUGACUCGCCAAGUGUUGCCGUUGCUGCUGAGGAUUUGCCCUCAGAUGUUGGUGUGGCACCUCCUGCAGAAAAAGCGGACCUGCUGUCACUGCCGCUGGAAGCGAUGAGCCACAUCGCCUCCUACCUUCCCGCUCACACUGUCAUCCACGACUUACCAAAGGUCAGCCCCUUUUUGAAAGUUUUGCUUGAAGACACAACUGCCUGGCAGCUCCGUGCACAGAGACUUACCGCACAUCAAACUUGCAUUCCAGUUCUGCUGAAAAAAAUGAUGGACUGGCCCUCAUUUUGCUUGGAAAUGGAACAGUUAGUUGACACUUGGGCAGAAAAACCUCUAAGUGGAGAUGUUUUAAUGCAGUCUGUCCUUGAGGGAGAGCAAGGAGCCACACUGAGAGAGAAUCCAGAAGGAGCGGAGAACGGUGCGGGCUUACCUGAGGGGGACCUCGAUGCCAAAGUGAGGCGAUGCCAUCUAGAGGACUUGGAAAUAGACAAUAAUUUUCUUUCUGGAGAAAAUAAGGAAACUAUGCCCCAUCAAGUUUCAAAAAGCUCUAGUGAAACUCCAGCACUGGAGCAUAUUGUCCUACCCUCAGCCCACAUUGCACAGGUUAACUCAAUCCUAUUCCUUGGUGGCGAAGGGGCAAUCUGUGCCACAGCUUCCAGAGACUGGAGUGUCAAACUGUGGGAUGUGAAAACAGGCCCUAAUGGAGCUCUGUUGUACUCGUUAGCAAGUAAGGGUGAAACACAGAGCCAUCGCGGCUGGGUCAGUUGUCUAGCAUCCAUAGGACCUCUAUUAGCCUCAGGGAGUUUUGACUGCACAGUUAAACUGUGGGAUAUAGAGGCAGGCGGUGCACAGACAUGUCUGAUUGGGAAUGCAGCUCCCAUCUUCUCCUUGUCCUCUCAAAGCAACGUGCUGCUUGCAGGUACCUUUGACAAGAAGAUCAACAUGUAUGACAUUCGAGCUGAAGCCACCCUGAUCAAAACCCUCAGGUAUCAUAAAAAAGCUGUAACCUGCAUAGUCGCUGACGACAAUCACAUCAUCUCUGGGAGUAUAGACAGCACUGUUGUUAUCUAUGACCGCAGGGCAGAGAAAAUCUUGAAGAGAAUUGUGCUGAAGCAUUAUCCGAUGCGCAUGAGCUAUGACGGCUGCGUGGUCUGGGCGGGAGACUGUAAAGGCCUGCUGCACGCCUUUUACAUGAACGCGGACCAAUGGGAAAAAAAGACUCAGUUUGACGUGGGGCACCAUGCUGUCAUCACUGGAAUCCACAGUUCACCAUCAAGCCUUUACACCUGCUCAUCUGAUCGUACCUUUAAGGUACAUAUUCCUUCUGUUUCCCCUAUAACUGUACGUACUUUGAAGUAUAAAUCUCCAGUCAGUGCAGUGUGCGCAGAGGCAGGGGUGGUUGCAGUUGCAACUGGAGAUGCUAGCGUGAAAGUCUGGAGACCCAGAAAAUGAGAUGGGAUCAUCUGCAUGUUAGUUUUUCGUUAGGGUGGGACUGUUUGUGUGGUGCACACACAUUCAAACGUAAACCACUGCAAGCAUUUCCAACAUAGAUGGAAGGAAAAGGGCUUUGCUCUGCAGCAUGCUGGAGUUGAAAUCGUGGCAUGUUGGAAGCACUUCUGACUCCUCUGCAUUGACCUUUGAUUGGGUUUUGUUAUUUUUAAACAGACGAAGAUGCUUUGAGUCUUAGACCGGUUGGAAAACUUGAAAACACAUGAAGACGGCACUUGAAGCAGCAGCAAACCGGCUGACUAUUAUUGAUUUCUAAAUGUAAAAAUAAAACAAGGAGAGAGAGAGAGGGAGGCUGAUUUCUUCACAAAAAGUCAAUUUAGUUUGUUAACAGAGUUGUGUCAUCUUAUUUAAUUGAAGGCAACUUGGUAUCAUUUCAGAAACUUAUUUUUUUUACAAUGUAAUUUUCAUGUAAAUAUGUUUUUUUUUGUUCUGUUAUCUUGUACUGAAAUCCUUUACAUGGCACUUUAAAGUGUUGUGUGUGCCGAUGUAUAUUACUUAAUUUAUAACAGAUUUCUAUUAUUUCAUUAUUGUAACACCACAGCUGAAACAUUUAUAAAAAUAAGUGAUUGUAUUUAUAAAUUAUUAGUCUAAAAAAAUGACCCAAUACUGAGAUUGUUUUGUUUCCCUUCUGUACACUGAAACAAAAAACGUUUUGUAUCUCAAUUGUCUGAUUUCUUGGCUUGUUUCAUAGACGACAUGUUCUUGUUAGUCAGGUAGGUGAGGCACUUGUUUUUGUAAUAUUGACUACUUUGUUCCUUGACUCACCUAGGGUCAUGACAGAAAGAAAGGUCCCAAAUACAAGCGGCUGAAAUGAGCUUCCUCCGUAGGGUGGCUGGACGCUCCCUUAGAGAUCGGGGGAGAAGCUCUGUCACCCGCAGAGAGUUUGGAGUAGAGCCGCCUCGGGGAGCCCCCAGAGGAGCUGGAGAAGGUGGCCGGGGUGAGGGAAGUCUGGGCAUCUUUGCUUAGACUGCUGCCCCCAUGAGCUGGUACCGGAUAAGCGGAAGAAGACUGAUGGAUGGAUGAGUACUUUAGUGAAGUGGGACAGUUGUUUUUCUUUGGUUCACUUCAGCUGUUAGAAGUAUCAAAGCAGGAGUACUCACAUUUAAAAAACAAACAUGUGAAUUAAAGUUUUAGAAAUGUUUUCUGGCUCUCCCACAAGCGUAAAGCUCCUCUCAACCUCUACCUAAUAUAACCAGUAAAACGAAAAUGGUGAGUAAUAUUUGAGCUAUCCAGUCUGGAGCCAGAUGACGGCUCAGACGAGGGAAACGAUCUGGAUCUAGUCGUCUUGGAUGCAUCAGAAUGAAGAGGACCAGGGAGCUUGUGGCUCACAGUUCUACGUCACCGCUACAAGCUUUUUCCAAAGGCAUUUUUGUCUGUGCUCCUAAUUCACAGUGAUUUGAAUAAAGAAAUACUCAAAAUGCA
Molecule: messenger RNA, 3262 nt
Organism: Oryzias latipes (Japanese medaka)
Lineage: Eukaryota; Metazoa; Chordata; Actinopteri; Beloniformes; Adrianichthyidae
Gene: fbxw9
Product: F-box and WD repeat domain containing 9
Molecular function (GO): protein binding
Source: RefSeq, a predicted model, not a curated record